AAAAUUCAAAUGCAAGUUUGAGCAAUUCAUAGUGUAGAAUAGAGAAUGGAUUUCGAAAUUGUAAUCGUUCCCGGUAUUCCGCGACGCAACAGCACGCGCCUGCGACAACCCCCGCGAUAGUGGUGGUUCCCAUGCCGCGACGGUCCCUCUUUGGAGAAGCCGCUACUGUCGCGGGAGGCGUUGCUGUGGGCAAUUCCUUGGGCCACGUGGCGGGUCAAGCUAUAACGGGCAUGUUGGGCGGUCGGCACCGCGAGGAGAUAGUGGAAGUGUUGCCGCGGAACUACACGCCGGGCACGGAUCCGACCGGCCCCUGCGCAUACGAGAUCUCGCAGUUCCUGCAGUGCGCGAGCACAAACGACGAUAUAAGCGCAUGUCAGCGCUUCAACGAUUUGCUCCAAGACUGCAAGCGGCGCAACGGAAUCCCUUGAAUCUCUUUCAUACUGAACCCAGUAAACCACCCCAGCAUCUAACAAAACAAUAUUCAAG
Molecule: messenger RNA, 486 nt
Organism: Pectinophora gossypiella (pink bollworm)
Lineage: Eukaryota; Metazoa; Arthropoda; Insecta; Lepidoptera; Gelechiidae
Product: coiled-coil-helix-coiled-coil-helix domain-containing protein 10, mitochondrial-like
Exons: 4
Coding region: 132-428 (98 amino acids)
Biological process (GO): mitochondrion organization
Cellular component (GO): nucleus; mitochondrion
Source: RefSeq, a predicted model, not a curated record